UGCCCUGGGUGGGCUCGCGCUGCCCGGGACUCCGCGGCUCCUUCUGCGCCUGCGCGGGCCAAGAGCAGCUGCUUUUUUUGAAUGGCAUUUUCAGCUGAGUGCCUGGAAGAGGGUCUUUGCAAGCGUCAAACCUCAAUUUUUUACUCUUCUUAUCCUACCGCAAAGCGGAGGAGGCUGCUUGGAAAUAAGUCUCUGCUUUCCUGGAGAGUUGCAUAAAUGAGUGACGCCGCUCCUUUUUGUCUUAUUCUACAUCCCUUCAAUGGCAGGGAAUGGAUUUCCGGAAAGCAAAAGGGUCCGAAUCAGCUCAUCGCUGAGUAGAAGCAAGAGGAGAAACACUAAUCAUCAUGGCCCGGGAGCAAAAGAGGAGACGUCUUCAUCAACGCCUUCCUCUUCCUCUAUUCGGUCCUUCUUUAACAACGUGCCUCCAGCCAAAAUCCCCUGCCCUUUGUGCGAGACGCUCGUGUCGAGAUACAGGAUCAAUCAGCAUCUAGAUGAAUCUUGCCUCAAGAAUCAGAUCAAUGAUGUCGAAGAGUCCAAUUCUCCUCCUAAUGCAGGUACAAUACCUUCGACCGAAGUUGAAGCAGGUGUUUCUAGUCCAUACUUUGCUAAGGACACCUCGACGCCGGAAAAAAAUCAAAGUAAAUCAGUAGCCGGAGGAGAGACGAGUCCGUAUUUUAAGAAACAUGGCGGCCUAGCGUUGGACGAUGGACAACCCAAGACUCAAGUGGUGAAAAUUUUGGGAAGAUUAUCCAGCAAAUUGUCCAGGAAACAUGGAGUUCCAUCUUCGGCUAUCGAUGUUUCCACAACCCCAGAUACUUGUGACCUAGCACUGAAUGAUGAACAACCCAAGGUUCAAGUGGUGAAAACUAUUUCUCUUGGACACUUGUCCACCAAAUUGUCCAGGAAACGUGGCAGUCACAUCUCUUGUGAUGAGAUUGUGGCAGACUACACUACUGAAGGAGGUUCCCAGAAAGAGAACCAGUUGCCAUUGUCAAGAUUUCAGGGUUCGAAAGAAGAUGGUGGAGCCCUGGACGUUGUAGGAGAUCCUUGUGGUGAUUUUGGUGACCCUUCUCCAUUGCCGUUGGCUGAUCUGGCUCCAGAUGUUUGUGAUGAAGUUUUGGCACAGAAGACGGAAGGCUCUGCUUCUGGACAAGGUUCCAAGAGGACGAACUGGUUGUUAUUGUCAAGAUUUCAGGAUUCGAAAGAAGGUUUAAGAAGUCAGCAUGGAGCCUUGGAUGAUAUAGGAAGUCUUUGUGGUGGUGAUGCUGACUCCAUGUCAUCGCCGUUGAUUUGUAGUGAGCUUGGACUUUCAACAGAGGUCAAGGAAUCUCUAAAUAUUCCCAAGGACAACCCUGUUUUGGACCUUGAGGGUCUCCAAGAAUGUUCCUGUGAUGAAGGAAGUCCAUCUGAAUUGGCCACCAGAGAUUUCUCUUCUGGUCAACAGGUUCUCUUCUUUGAAAAGAAAUCCCAUAAUCAAAUGCCAAAUGUCUCUUCUAUGGAGGAUGACAUGGAAAUCCUUCCUAUGGAAGGUCACAUAAACUCUGAAAACGAAGCAAGAGAUGGUAGUUGUUCAAAAGCUAUAGAAAACCCAAGAGAUGAUGGUUGUUCAAGGCCUUUAGAAGAUUCAUCUCCUACUCAAAGCGUCCUCAAAAGUGGCCUCAAUGGACCAGACCCAGAUGCAGGAGGUCAUCCAUAUUAUCUCAGGAUUUUUCUGAUGGUCCUUCAAACCGUCCUGGAGAAUGAAGACGACCGGAGGCUGUUUGAUGAGCAAGAUUUGGAAACUGUUGCUAAAUUUUACCGGUUCACAGCCGGUGGGCAAAUGUUGUACGUCAGGCUUUUCCAGCGUAAGCUGAGCUGGAUCAGAACAAAUACCAUGGAAUAUGCGGAGAUCAGCCAAGAUCUCUCUCUUGUCACCAAAGAGCUGGUUGAAGCUGGCUUCCUGCAGGGAGACUCAGAAUUACAAGACCUGUCUGAGGCUCUCGAAUCCCUCUAUGGCCCUGAGCGCAAAUCCUUGGCCAAGGCCUUCCACCUGAGGAACCCGAAUGCACCAAAGCAGCAGCUCCUGGAAGAGUUCCUCCGCCUGGCAAAGCAGCGCUCCUUCUUCAGCCCAAACCAAGCUGCCGUCGGAGGCGCCAUCCUGAAACGGGCGAAAGAGCUGGCUGGGAAGUGCGUCCGGGUUUGCAAGGGGCCCCGGGGGGUCUUUUCCCGGGUGCUGCUUCUCUUCUCCUUAUCGGACGCAACGGAGGACGAAGAGGCAGGGAGUGGAGGCCAAGGACAACUCUCCACUAUCCUCCUGGUGAACAUGCGCCGGAUUGUGUUCCCCUCUUACACCGUCUGUAGGAAAACACAGAUCUUCCAGGACCGAGAUGAUUUUAUCAGAUACUCCUCUGCUGUCUAUCUGUCCAAUGACGUCUCUACGGCUCUGGCGUUAAGAAACUGGAAAGAAGGGUUCAACCUCUACACGGGGGCAAAAGUAGUCUGGAAGGAGUUGGAAAAUCACCCUUCGCUAAGGCAUCAUGCUACUCUUCCUGAAUACUUGAGGCGUUUCACGGUCGGAUGGGUCUACACGCGGAUCCUUUCGCACGGCGUCGAGAUCUUGCAGAGGCUCCGCAUGUACGAGGAGGCUGUGGCUCAGCUGCAGGAGCUUUUGGCUCAACAGGUUUACUGCAUGGACAGCCGAGGACGGUGGUGGGAUCGACUGGCUCUAAAUUUGCACCAGCAUCUGAAAGACCCAGAGAAGACCAUCGAAUGCAUCCGGAACGGUCUCCAGGACCCUUUUGUCCGCACUGGCCACCGCCUUUCCCUUUCCCAGCGAGGCCAGAAGAUGCGAGAGUCUCCGUCAUGUAAGGCAUUCAGGUCCAUCUUGCAAGACCUGCCUCUCCUUCAAGUGGAAGACGUUGCCCACGUGACCAUCAAAGGCAAGCUCUGCCCGCAAACUGGGAUAGGAAGGUCUGUGUUCCUCAUGGAAGACUUCCAGAUGGAAGACCGAGGAGAAGACCUGGAGCCGUCAACCGUCAUGUGCUCAGUGGAAGAGCUCGCCUUGGCCCACUACAAGCAGGAAGGCUUUGACCAAGGGAUUCAUGGCGAAGGAUCGACAUUUACCACCCUCUUUGGACUGCUGAUGUGGGAUAUUAUUUUCAUGGAUGGCAUCCCAGAUGUAUUUCGGAAUCCUUUCCAGGCUUUCCCCUUGGAUUUGUACACAGACAGCUUUUAUGAGAACCGCCGGGAAGCCCUUGAGUCCAGGCUGGAGUUGCUGCGUGAGGCUUCGGCCGAGACCCUGCGGAGUUGGAUUGAGGACGUGUGGAGCGCCCAGGAAGGCAAAGCCUCUGCCCUCCUCGGCUGGGAGCGCUUCUCUUCCCUCCAUCAGGCCCAGAGCUUGGCCUGCUGCUUCGGGGGUCCUUUCCUGAGCGGAGUUUUCCGUCGGCUUUCCAAAGAUCUUCGCCAUUCCAGGGGCGGCCUCCCCGAUCUUGUGGUCUGGAGAACCGAAGAUGGGCAAUACAAGGUGGUGGAGGUCAAGGGCCCCAACGACCGUCUCUCCCACAAGCAGAUGCUGUGGUUGGCUGAGUUGCAGGAGUUGGGCGCCGCGGUGGAGGUCUGCCAUGUGGUUGCGGAGGGAGCCAAGAGUCUGCACCUGAACUGAGAGGCAUCCGUUGUGCUUGGCCUCGAGACCAGGACAAAGCCAUUAAAAUGUUUGGACUCUC
Anolis carolinensis (green anole) is the source of this 3701-nucleotide messenger RNA. It is a transcript of the gene fan1, whose product is annotated as FANCD2 and FANCI associated nuclease 1. Gene Ontology annotation, molecular function: 5'-flap endonuclease activity; flap-structured DNA binding; 5'-3' exonuclease activity. The record is from RefSeq and is a predicted model, not a curated record. Gene Ontology annotation, biological process: interstrand cross-link repair. NCBI's taxonomy places the organism in Eukaryota, Metazoa, Chordata, Lepidosauria, Squamata, Anolidae. Gene Ontology annotation, cellular component: nucleus. The coding region runs from base 260 to 3640 and encodes 1126 amino acids. The transcript has 14 exons.